UUCAGUACCACGAAGUCCGCCUCGGAGGAACAACCGAGGCUUAUUCACCCCCCACGAAAUACCCAUUUUUUAAAGAGCUAUUUUCGUCUCUUUCUCGAGUCUCUGCUUUACUCUCAUUCUCUUCUUCCACUUGUCCUUCUCUUUGUGGUCUUUCGUGUCUGUCUUUAUUCGUAAAUUACAACGAAUGUGAUUUUUAUAACGAUUUUUUUCCCCCCUCUCCAAAGUGACACAACGAAAUAAGAUUUUAUUUGAUCUAUCUUGUCUCUUCUCUUUUAUUGUAUCUCAUUAUCUCCCCUUUUUCUCUUCUGUCAUUUCCUCUCACCUCUUUCUCUCUGUGGGAAAAAGCCUGUAAAUUGUGUGAAAAAUGGAUUUGAAGAAAUUGGCAGGUCAGGCAGGCCAGUUCCUCACCAGAGCUGUUCAGUACACUGAAGAAAAGUUGGGCAGUGCUGAGAAGACAGAGCUGGAUGGCCACUUUGAGUCCCUGUCGAUACAGUCGGACUCAGCGCGGAUAUGGACCGAGAAGCUGGUGGCAGGAGCAGAGGCAGUGCUUAUCCCCAACCCGGGAAACCGCGUUGAGGAUAUGCUUUUUGAGAAAAUAGAGAAGCGCCGUCCAAACAGACUCAGCAACCUCGAGUACCUUGGCCUGGAUAUGGUUCAGGCAGGCAAUGAGUUUGGCCCUGGGACAGCCUAUGGCUCAGCACUCCUGAGAGUAGGAGGAGCCGAGCAGCGUCUGGGCCUCAUUGAGAGGGAGUUCAUUAGCAAUGCCGUCCAAGGCUAUGUGCAGCCUAUGAGGAAGUUCCUUGACACGGAGAUGAAAACCAUAAUGCGCGAGAAAAGGCUGUUGGAGACCAAGAGACUUGACUUAGAUGCUUGCAAAAGUCGCCUCAGAAAAGCUCGGUCAAUGGAUGGGCAGUCAGCACAAAAGGAUGCCGUGGACCCCAAAGUAUUGGUUGCGCAGACUCCAUAUCAUCUCUCCAGGCAGUCCAUAGCGGAGGCAGACUUGAGAAAGGCCCAGGCGGACUUUGACAGGCAGGCUGAAAUUACAAAACUUCUUCUGGAAGGUGUCAGAUCCUCGCAAGCUGCCCACCUGCGCCACCUGAACGAAUUAGUUGAGUCGCAGGUGCGGUAUUAUGAAGAGUCCCAAAAAGUGAUGGUUGAACUGCAGAAAGAGAUGGCCAGCCUCUCCCUGAUACCCGAUGCUACUGUUGGUUCUGCUGUUGUCCCUCCCACUACAACAACAGCGACUAGCAAUGCUUCGGCUCCCACACUUACGUCAGCUGGCACAACCGUUGGUGUGGAUGGAGAAGCUAAGAGUGUUGAUGAAGCAGGCCCUUGGAGACGAGCGAAGGUUGUGUGCGACUAUGAUGCCACCAGCAAGGAUGAAAUGAGUCUGAUGAUGAAUGAGGUUGUCAUGUACAGCAGCAAGGACGGAGAGUUGGCCGACUUCGUAAUGGCAAAGCGUGGAACCCAGACCGGCCGCGUACCCAGUGCUUAUCUUGAGCCCAUGGAUGACUGAGAGUUAACCACAGUUGAACUCUGUUAAUUCCCUUUCAACAGACCAUGAGCAAAUGGCGGGAUUUAUAACAUAGGUCUUCGCUAAUUUAAAUACUGGGUUAGGGGAUUUAAGUUAUUUGCCUGCUUGCUUGCUUGUUUAUUUGAGAAAGUUGGUUAACAGAGUUUGACUGAGGUUUUCCAAACGUUUCCCUGAUACCACAUAAUUUCUCUUUAUGCUGUAAGAAAUCAUGCAUGUGAUUAUCUGUACUGUUUAUAUAACAAUCUUAAUCACUUGAUAUAUUUCUUAAUAUGACUGUCUUUCAUUACUUUAUCUUUGUCUUAUUCAUAAUCUCCUUGUGGUGCUUUGGUGCUGUCAGGAUGUGAUGUUUCUUUCAUGUAUUACACAUAAUUAUAAGGGAAGGAAAGAUACAAGAUUUUGUACCUGUAUUAAUAGUAGCAGUAAUGAAUUUUUCAUCCUUUUGGCUGGGUUUAGAUUUUUUAUGUAUUUUUUUAGUGUGUGUUUUGAAAUCUUGCUUUGAGAAUUGAAUGUAGUUUAGUUUAAUUCACCCUUUUUUAUAUAAACAUUUCCAAAGGAUGCCAGGUAGCAGAGAGAAUUUAGAGUAAAAGGCAUUUAGAUGGCUGAGUGCUAGAGAUUUAUCUUGUAAAUAGAUAGCGUAGAUAGCCUAGUCACUGGGGGAAAAUCUAUAUCAUCCUGUCUUUUACUACUACUUUAUUUCUUGAUGCUGGUUUGUUUGUUUGAGUUACAAGUUCCUAGUUUGUCUAUUACUCUUUACUUGUCAUAUAUUUAACACAAGGACAAAAUCAAACAGCGCAUCCCCUCUCUGAAAUAUUGUCUUAAAUAAAAUCUUCAUACAAGUGUAUAAUGCAAGUGGAAGAGGAUAUUUUUUCCUCUUUUUUUCAAUGUUUUUAGUGUCAUUUGUGGUUUAGAGUGAAAAGCACUGAAAGUCUCAGUACACCUCCAGGUAAACAUAUAUAAAUUAUAUGUUAGUAAUAAUGAUUUCAGAAGUACUUGUGAAAGAUAGAAGUUGGAAUGAGAUUUGAGCUUUAUUAUUUAUUAAUUUUUAUUUUUUUUGCAACGUCCUGGUCUUUCUCCCUCCUUUUUUUCAUAGGAUAUUGUAUCACUUAAUCUGCUGAUGCCGGGGAAGGCAUAUAUAGAUGCCCUGUCUGCUCUGAUUUUAGCUUACUAAAUUUCUUGUCUCAUAGAUGGCUUAACAAAUGCUUAGUCAUCAAGGAAUCAAUUACUAUGCCUACCUGAUCUUACCUGUUUGCCUAAUUUCCCUGAAUUUUUGGAAAAAAGUUUUUAAACUUAUUAUUAUUUUGUUAAUAAUGUUAUUGUAAUAAUAAUAAUGUCAAUAAUGAUUAUAAUAGUAAUAGAACAAAACUACUUUUCUUGAAGAUUCAAAGAAUGGGAUAAACCAAUGAAUUUACAUAAGCCUAAUAAUCGAUAUCUUGCUGACUCAGUGCUUGUGAAGCCAUUUGUGUUUAAACAAAACUGACAAAACACAACUGGUUAGUGCAUAUACCUGGUACCAGUAGAUUCAUACAAAUAGUAUAACUUGGGAUUAAAGAAAUUUUAGCUCAAGAGACUAGGAACUGUUAUUAAUGCUGAGAAAUGUUUAAAGAAAAAAAUAUUGUUAGUACUUAUUAUACUUUUUCUCAGAAAAUUUAUAUUUCACAGUUGUUGAAUGUAGUGUUUUUGUUUGUUUGUUAUUUUUUUUUUUAAGUUUCAGAAAAAUUAAGAAUUAAAAAAAGGAACACUGAGUAAAGGAACAAUAGUGAAUGUAUAUCAUAUAUAUAUAUAUAUAUAUAUAUA
Molecule: messenger RNA, 3328 nt
Organism: Penaeus chinensis
Lineage: Eukaryota; Metazoa; Arthropoda; Malacostraca; Decapoda; Penaeidae
Gene: EndoB
Product: endophilin-B1-like
Exons: 11
Coding region: 365-1516 (383 amino acids)
Biological process (GO): membrane organization
Cellular component (GO): membrane; cytoplasm
Molecular function (GO): protein binding
Source: RefSeq, a predicted model, not a curated record